AAACCUCAUAGUGACUGUCAUGUUCCAGAUCCCUCGGAGUCUAGGUCUAUGGAGAUGCAGGACUUAAACAGCCCUCAGAAUGCUGUUACCACAGGAGACAACACCAGCACCAAACUGGACAAACCCAACCUGACCAACAGCAUCUCAACCAAUGGAACAGGAGGAGAGACCAUGACUAUUCUAAAUACAGCUGAUUGGCUGCUAGGCUGCAGCACCCCACCCACUGCCCCAAGUACGAAAGGCCAUGUUAAGACAGAGCCUCUGAACAGCAGUGAGACAGUCAGCACUACAGGAGACACAGGACUGGACACUUACACGGGGUCAGUUAUUACCAGCAGUGGAUACAGCCCCCGGCCAGCACACCAGUACUCACCACCUCUCUACCCAACCAAACCGUACCCCCACAUCCUGUCCACGCCAACAGCUCCGGCCAUGUCUGCAUACACUGGCCAAUCACAGUUCAGCAGCAUGCAGCAAUCCAGCGUUUAUACAUCAUAUUCUCAGACAGCACAGCCGUAUGGCCUCUCAACCUACGAUUUGGGAGUGAUGUUACCUGGUAUAAAGACAGAGGGGGGACUAUCUCAGACACAGUCAACUCUCCAGUCAGGGCUUAGCUACAGCCCAGGAUUCACCACCCCACAACCCGGACAGACAGCUUACUCACCCUAUCAGAUGCCAGGGUCAAGUUUUACAUCUUCUCCUGGUCUCUACACCUCCAACAACUCUGUGUCCAACCCAGCUAACUUCACUACACAGCAGGAAUAUUCCUCGUAUGCAGCAUUUGGCCAGAACCAGUAUGCUCAGUAUUACUCUGCCUCUUCCUAUGGCUCAUACAUGACAGCUAACAGCUCACUGGACAGCACAGGUUCUGCCUCCACCUAUCAGCUGCAAGACACUAAUCCAAUCAUUACUGGGCAGGCAGCUGAGCUCCACCCAGGUGAGUUCGAGGCAGUACAAAGACCAGCCACGCCCAUUAAGGAGCUGGAUGACCGGGGUUGCCGUGGGGGUGGGUCUAAAGCCAGAGGCCGUGGGAGAAAGAACAACCCAUCACCCCCACCAGACAGCGACUUAGAGAGGGUGUUUGUGUGGGACCUGGAUGAGACGAUAAUUGUUUUCCACUCCCUCCUCACGGGCUCCUACGCACAGAAAUAUGGCAAGGACCCUCCAAUGGCUGUGACCUUGGGUUUGAGGAUGGAGGAGAUGAUCUUUAAUCUGGCAGACACGCAUUUAUUUUUCAAUGACUUAGAGGAAUGUGAUCAGGUUCACAUCGAUGACGUCUCAUCGGAUGACAACGGCCAGGACCUCAGUACAUACAGUUUUGCUACUGACGGUUUCCAUGCAGCUGCCACAAGUGCCAGCCUCUGCUUAGCAACGGGUGUUAGGGGCGGAGUCGACUGGAUGAGAAAGUUGGCUUUCCGUUACCGCAGAGUAAAAGAGUUGUAUAGCACAUACAAAAACAAUGUUGGAGGACUUUUGGGGCCAGCUAAGAGGGAGGCGUGGCUACAGCUGAGGGCGGAGGUUGAGGCCCUCACAGACUCCUGGCUUACUAAUGCUCUCAAGUCUCUGUCAAUCAUCAGCUCUAGGAGUAACUGUGUCAAUGUCUUAGUGACAACAACGCAGUUAAUCCCAGCUCUCGCUAAGGUUCUGCUGUACAGCCUGGGCGCAGUCUUUCCCAUCGAGAACAUCUACAGCGCAACCAAAAUAGGCAAAGAGAGUUGCUUUGAACGCGUUAUGCAAAGGUUUGGCAGGAAGGUAGUGUAUGUUGUUAUUGGGGAUGGUGUGGAAGAGGAACAGGCCGCAGCCAAGCACAACAUGCCAUUCUGGAGGAUAUCCAGUCACUCAGACCUGCUUGCCCUCCACCAAGCACUGGAAUUCGAGUACCUGUAA
Messenger RNA from Chanos chanos (milkfish), 1887 nucleotides. It is a transcript of the gene eya4, whose product is annotated as EYA transcriptional coactivator and phosphatase 4. NCBI's taxonomy places the organism in Eukaryota, Metazoa, Chordata, Actinopteri, Gonorynchiformes, Chanidae. Gene Ontology annotation, biological process: positive regulation of DNA repair; multicellular organism development; negative regulation of extrinsic apoptotic signaling pathway in absence of ligand. The transcript has 18 exons. The record is from RefSeq and is a predicted model, not a curated record. Gene Ontology annotation, molecular function: protein tyrosine phosphatase activity. Gene Ontology annotation, cellular component: nucleus. Bases 49 to 1887 code for a protein of 612 amino acids.